CAAUUUUAUUGAAAUAUUCAGAAGCAAAAACGAAUUCUUCUGAUGUUUCGAACGUUGUAAAACAUUAUAAAGGUGUAAAAUCGAUAGAAGAAUUCGAAAACAACUUAAAAAAUUUAACAAAACGAAUUUUGAAGACCUUUAUGCCACAGAUCAUCAAUUACGGUUACAAUUUGAAUCUCAGUUUGCCUUGUUUAGGAGCUUUCAUGACAUGGGCUGGUGGUUUGCAGACACUCAAAGAAUGGGCGUUUUUAAUGAUCGAUGCUAAUGGUAUUAACAGUGGAUUUCUGGAUGGCACCCUGUGGAUGGUAGGUGCUUACGAUCAAUGUUUAGAGAUCUCUGUGCCUAAGAACGAACGAUUACCCAUCUCAAAUGAGAAUUUAAAGUUUCGUGGUCAAAUGUGUACCGUUAAAAUUCGACCAGCAGAAGGAGUAUUAAAAGCAAUCGAAGCAUUCCAGAAAGGAAAUGAAAGUGGCAUUUCGUUGAAAGAUCGUAAAACGGUAACACGUUAUUAUAGUUUAUUACGCCAGGGCUUGGAGAAAGGUUAUCAAAGAUUGGACAUAUGUUUACCAGAUAAGUGCACUUUGAGUGACAUGAAUAAAAUGACAGAAGCAGCUGCAAAGAUAAUUGGAAACGAAAUUUCUACAUCUCGCUGCGAAACGUCUCAAACUCCAAACACAAUCGACACUCUUCAAAUAAUAAUUCUUUGUUUAUUUGGCAUUAACAUCUUUUUUGUUUUAUUUGGUACACUUUACGAUGUGUUAACUCGAGCGUUGAAGAUCGGUUUAUUUGAUAAUUGCUAUAUUUUUGGUGUCCUUCGUGAUUUUUCUUUGUAUUUUAAUGCCGAAAAGUUUUCAAAAUUGGAAAGGCACCCUAAAGAAGUGAAGUGUAUCAAUGGAAUGAUUGUCAUUACAUCGAUAUGGAUCGUUUUCUUGCAUACUUAUACAUUUCCAGGAAUGGUCGAAUGCAUUUCUUUCAGAAGCUUGAAAAANUUCUGCCUGUUUCAUACUUGGUUUAUCGCAACUCUUCUUCAAAUAUCUGUACUUACGUUUAUUCUAUUAAUUAUUCUUUAUAGAUGCCCGAAAUUAGGAAUAACCUUAACUGUUACGGUAAUUAUAAGUGGUUGCGUUGUCGUGGCAGCAGUAACAUCAAUUUACCGUCUUCCUUCGCAUUUUUCUCUAUUAGGACAAGAUAUUCCUACGUGGGAACUUUAUUUUAACCUUAUUUAUUCACGUCCCUACACGUAUAUCAGCUCUUAUUGUAUAGGGAUGUUACUCGGAUACGCUGUAGUUAAUCAUAGCGGCAAGGACAUUAGACCGGUUACAAAAUUAAUCAUUUGGGUAAUUUCGACUGCUAGCGCAUUGUUCGUUCUUUACGGUGUUUAUUUAUUGAAACUGGAUAGAAGCACAUCGUUGAAUGUAAUGUAUGCAGCAUUACAUAGACCCAUUUGGUCCACUGCGGUAUUUUGGAUAUUGUAUUCUUGCGUAAUCGGAUGCGGUGGAAUCAUUUCUAAAUUUCUAUCGUGGAAAGGAUUCAUACCCUUGGAUAGAAUGGUGUUUUUAAUAUAUUUGAUUCAUCCGUUGGUUUUGUAUUAUUCUACAGCUCGAAGUAGAGCCGUAAUAUAUAUGGGUCACGUAGAACAAGUUUAUAUAUAUCUGGCAACUUUGGUAAUUACCUUGUGUUUGUCCUACUUGUUUAAUGUCACUUUCGAGCAACCAUUUAAAAAAAUCGAAAUGAUUAUUAAGAAAAAUUUAACUCGGACUCGAAACAAUCUUCCAGACGCCAUUCCUUCAUCUCAUCCUCCUCUUUCGUCUCCUUCAUUUCACUUAAAAAAUCCUGAAAUAAUAAUAACUCCCGCUACACCCGUUCCUGUAGACAAUCAUUCUUCUCAAUUGUGAGAUGAAAUUUCAAUUGUUUCGUUGUAAAUUAUAAUUAAAAAUGAAAGU
This is a messenger RNA of Centruroides sculpturatus (bark scorpion), 1943 nucleotides long. Its product is annotated as nose resistant to fluoxetine protein 6-like. The coding region runs from base 141 to 1895 and encodes 584 amino acids. Gene Ontology annotation, molecular function: acyltransferase activity, transferring groups other than amino-acyl groups. NCBI's taxonomy places the organism in Eukaryota, Metazoa, Arthropoda, Arachnida, Scorpiones, Buthidae. The record is from RefSeq and is a predicted model, not a curated record. The transcript is spliced from 13 exons.